Peronospora matthiolae is the source of this 1788-nucleotide messenger RNA. NCBI's taxonomy places the organism in Eukaryota, Oomycota, Peronosporomycetes, Peronosporales, Peronosporaceae. The record is from the annotation of a GenBank genome assembly.
AUGCGGUCCAAGCAGCUGGAGCUGUUCGCCAAGAUGCACCUGGGCAUGGACCACGUCCUGGCAAAGCUCUUACUGGAUGCGCCUCGUCUUCCGGACUCGAUGAAGUUGCAGACGGAGACGCAGUCGCUCGGGACCACGUGGGUCCAAGUCACGCAGGCGUUCGAGAAGCGGCAAGCGAUGCUGCAGCGACGGAAAGAGAAGGAAGAGAAGAAGAAGAAGAAGCGAGAGGAAAAAGGUACGGAAAGUGACGGAGGUAUGGAGAAGUCCAAGAAACAGGGAGGAAGGGGUGAGGUGGAGACAGUGGCGACGGUCAAGCAGAAGAAGACGAGCACAAAGAGUCGCUUGAGUGCGUCUCCACGCUCUGGAAAGAGCCCUUUAGCUCGCGAUGACAUGGAGAUGAAAAGUGGCAAAAAGAAGCAAAUGAAAAAGAAGGAGAAGGAGAAGAAUGAGGGGGGAAAGGAGGAGAAGAAGAAAAAGAAACCAGUGACAACCGGGGUGUCGCCUCGUGUUGAGGAUAUGAAGGCCAAGGUGGUAAAAAAGGUUAAAGUAGACGAAUUGAGCGCACACGAUCAAGUGAUAUUGGAGAAGAUUCGGAAGCUGCCCAUGUGUCAAGACGUGGCCUUUGGCAGCAAAAAAUACAAGGCGAUUGCCAAGUGGAUGGAGCUCGAUAAGGGAAACAAUGCAGUCAUGCCAUUGGAAGUGGCCAAAGUGCUGGAUGAAUUGCAGCUGGAUGCUGCGGUCGAUACCACGAGCAAGCCGAAGUUGAGUCGGAAACGCUCGUUAGAGACGCUCGACGAUGUUUUGCGGGCUGAGAAACGGAAUAAUCGGCAACUGGCAGCAAAGGACCGCAAACGGUAUGAAAAAAAGUCUGCGCCGCAUGUGGAUGAUGAAAAAGCGGUACAUCGAUCAGGAGAAGAAGAGGCGACGAUGGAAAAUCAUGAAGAUUCUCCUGACUCGGAGGAGGCCGAGUUCGUGCCAGAUUUGAGUAUCUGUAAUCCAUCUUUAACGACGUCCAACAAGAAAGAAGAUGAUCGGGUACUUAAAAAGCAGAAGCAAGAAGAAGAGACAGUGGAUCAGGUUAAAGAAGAAGAUAAAUCGACUUUACAGAUGGCACCGACGACUCAGCCUGCUGCAGAGUCAGCACAGACUUUAGCGGAUGAAGCGGCUUGUGUCGCAAAAGCCAAGUACCUGCUUUAUGAGAAGAUGGCAAAACCCAUUGUGACAGGAGAUUCUGCAGAAUCUGCAAUAUUCUUGGACGAUAGUGAAGAAGUGGAAGAUGAAGACGAAGAAGAGGAGAGUGAUGAAAUAGAAGAGGAAAAUACCAAAGAAGUGCAGAAACAUGAUUCUUCCACUGACGAUGACCCUGACCUCUUCGAUUUAAACGAAGAGGAUGUCUACGUCGUAGAAGCCAUCUUAUGUGUAAAAGAGGGACGUGUGCUGCUGUCAGUAGGCGGGAUGCGACGUCCUAAAGAAUCCGACUUGUACCUUGUCAAGUGGGAAGACUACGAUGAGUUGACGUGGGAGCCGCAGGAGAAUAUCCCACAGCGGCUAAUUGAAAUGUUCCGUGAGCGUGAACGCGCCAAGCGCGCUUGUCAGUAUCAGAUCAAGGUCGCCCACGAACGCAAAGAGGUGACUAACGUGACCACACAAGCGAAGGAUAUCAUUUACCUGGUGCAAUGGAUCAACCAAGACGUGGCAGUGUGGGAGUCGCGCACCACGCUUCCCAGCAAGACGCAGGUAUGGCUAGAUAAAGUGCUUGGUGGUGCUUCUGUGAAGAAAAGGUCGUAA